This is a messenger RNA of Saimiri boliviensis boliviensis (Bolivian squirrel monkey), 6156 nucleotides long. The record is from RefSeq and is a predicted model, not a curated record. Lineage: Eukaryota; Metazoa; Chordata; Mammalia; Primates; Cebidae.
AUACUAGCAUUGCAGUUGGCUGAACCUUGUGUCCACUGUGCAUUCCAGGAGCUAGCUAUCUGAGAUUCCAACCAUGUCUCACCCAUCUUGGCUGCCACCCAAAAGCACUGGUGAGCCCCUCGGCCAUGUGCCUGCACGGAUGGAGACCACCCAUUCCUUUGGGAACCCCAGCAUUUCAGUGUCUACACAACAGCCACCCAAAAAGUUUGCACCCGUAGUUGCUCCAAAACCUAAGUACAACCCAUACAAGCAACCUGGAAGUGAGGGUGAUUUUCUUCCACCCCCACCUCCACCUCUAGAUGAUUCCAGUGCCCUUCCAUCUAUCUCUGGAAACUUUCCUCCUCCACCGCCUCUUGAUGAAGAGGCUUUCAAGGUACAGCAGGGAAAUCCCGGAGGUAAGACACUUGAGGAGAGGCGCUCCAGCCUGGACGCUGAGAUUGACUCCUUGACCAGCAUCCUGGCUGACCUUGAGUGUAGCUCGCCCUACAAGCCUCGGCCUCCACAGGGCUCCAGUAGUUCUACAGCCUCUCCUCCAGUUUCGACCCCAGUCACAGGACACAAGAGAAUGGUCAUCCCGAACCAACCCCCUCUAACAGCAACCAAAAAGUCUACAUUGAAACCACAGCCUGCACCCCAGGCUGGACCCAUCUCUGUGGCUCCAAUCGGAACACUCAAGCCCCAGCCUCAGCCAGUCCCAGCCUCCUACACCACGGCCUCCACUUCUUCAAGGCCUACCUUUAAUGUGCAGGUGAAGUCAGCCCAGCCCAGCCCUCAUUACAUGGCUGCCCCUUCGUCAGGACAAAUGUAUGGCUCAGGGCCCCAGGGCUAUAACACUCAGCCAAUUCCCGUCUCUGGGCAGUGUCCACCUUCUUCAACACGGGGAGGCAUGGAUUAUGCCUACAUUCCACCACCAGGACUUCAACCUGAGCCUGGGUACGGGUACACCCCCAACCAGGGACGCUAUUAUGAAGGCUACUAUGCAGCAGGGCCAGGCUAUGGGGGCAGAAAUGACUCUGAUCCUGCCUAUGGUCAACAAGGUCACACAAAUACUUGGAAACGGGAGCCAGGGUACACUCCUCCUGGAGCAGGGAACCAGAACCCUGCUGGGAUGUAUCCAGCCAGUGGUCCCAAGAAGACCUAUAUCACAGAUCCUGUUUCAGCUCCCUGUGCACCGCCAUUGCAGCCAAAGGGCGGACAUACAGGGCCACUGGGGCCUUCACCUAUUGCACCUUCAUUCCGCCCAGAGGAUGAGCUUGAGCACCUGACCAAAAAGAUGCUGUAUGACAUGGAAAAUCCACCUGCUGAUGAAUACUUUGGCCGCUGUGCUCGCUGUGGAGAAAACGUCGUUGGGGAAGGUACAGGAUGCACCGCCAUGGACCAGGUCUUCCACGUGGAUUGUUUUACCUGCAUCGUCUGCAACAACAAGCUCCGAGGGCAGCCGUUCUAUGCCGUGGAGAAGAAAGCAUACUGCGAGCCCUGCUACAUUAAUACUCUGGAGCAGUGCAAUGUGUGUUCCAAGCCCAUCAUGGAGCGGAUCCUCCGAGCCACCGGGAAGGCCUAUCAUCCUCACUGUUUUACCUGCGUGAUGUGCCACCGCAGCUUGGACGGGAUCCCAUUCACUGUGGAUGCUGGCGGGCUCAUUCACUGCAUUGAGGACUUCCACAAGAAAUUUGCCCCACGAUGUUCUGUGUGCAAGGAGCCUAUCAUGCCAGCUCCCGGGCAGGAGGAGACCGUCCGUAUUGUGGCUCUGGAUCGAGACUUCCAUGUUCACUGCUACCGAUGUGAGGAUUGCGGUGGUCUCCUGUCUGAAGGAGAUAACCAAGGCUGCUACCCCUUGGAUGGGCACAUCCUCUGCAAGACCUGCAACUCUGCCCGCAUCAGGGUGUUGACCGCCAAGGCGAGCACUGACCUUUAGAUUCAGUCACCUGUUCAGCUGGCACUGAGAAGAAUGAACACAAGAAAAAGAUAAGAAAUACGAAAACAGAGGAAAGGCCAUCAAACUACAGGAUAGUUUCUGGUUUUCAUCUGCUAUUAACCUUUCCUUAGAAACACAUAAAUUAUGAGAUUUUUUUUUUUUUAAAGUUGUUACCAAAUACACAUUUCACUUUGAAUCAUGUAGGAUCUUGAUGGGCCUUUGUUCCCGAGGACUUCCACAUUUUUGCACAGAUUAUGCUCCAUCCCAUUCACUUCUGCAUUCCUGUAACUUUUAAUCCCUAUGUUUGUCUCACUUUUCAUCUGGUUGAAUGGCUUUUUUCGUGUGGUAUUUGCUGUCACAUAGUUUUUCCUGGGUGAGUCUGCCAAUGCACAGGUGCUUUUAGCCUUGAAAUCCCCAUCCUACCAUUUCCAUAUUGCCUGUGACUACGAAGAGCAGCCAUUCUUUUCCCAUGUAUUGAAGAGUAUGUUUUCUGUUGCUUUAUACUGCUCAUGUUUUUAGGGAGGGAAAUGCACAAUUUUCUUUUUUGAGGCUGUAAAGAAUUUAAGUUGUAAAUUACAUAAGUUAGAACAAGCCCAAAUUUCAUUUGCAACCAUCAGGAUUCAGAAUCUACGGUGACCAGUGAUCAGGGCUCAUUUGAAAACACUUAUUGGCCCAUAGCUAAUAUGUGGUGACAGACAACUAAACUUCAAUAGUUUUCUAAAGAAAUUGCAGGUGGGAUAUGCUGGAAAGGCAUUUUGGGGUUAUGUUUUAAAAACCAUUAUUGUCCCACAGUAUUACCUUAAGAUUUUUCUUUUCCACACCACCUGGACAUUGUAAUACAAACUUGAUUUCUUCCAGAAUAUAACAUUUUCAAUACUGUCCCACUUUUCAUCUUAGAAAUGUUGUCAUGUUUGUUCUAAUAUCCAACACAACAAUCUAAAUUGACUUUAGAGGAUGAGAGCUGUGCAAAAACACGGUUCAAAUUCUCUUUCUUUUUUAGGCCCAGGUCUGUUUUGCCUGACGAUUGCGAAUCAGAGCAGACAAAAUCAAAUUGGGCAGCUUUGUUGAGUUCACUUUCAAAAGAGUAGAAAGCUUGAAAAGAUUGCGAAACCACAGUUUCAUUAUUCUCAUAAUCCUUCUGCAACUGAAAUUACAGAUCGCAGGAGACAUUUUCAUAUCAAUAUGACAUUUACACCACACUUUCAAAGACAAUCACUGAAAAAAAAUGGUCUUUAAGAGCUAAAAAUAUGCAGAAUCUCCGCCUAGAAUCUUUAUUCAAACUUUUAUUAGCCGGUGAAACACUUGCUUGCCAACUGCCAAGCCAUGCUUAGUAAGUUAGAACAUGUUUCGUUUAAGGAGAGACACCUAGCUUAGUCAUGGCAAAUUGCCAUUUUGUAAACUAAGUAUUUUGGAUUGAAAUUUCUUAAACCUUUCUUUAAAUCUCCCACAAGUAUGUACUUUUAAAUUAUGGAGUAUUUUAAGUCUACAAAAAGGUAUAAAGAAUAAUAUAAUGAAUUCCUAUAUACCUAACACUUAGUUUAAGACACCAAAUAUAGCAAAUAUAAUUACAUCCUCCAAUGUACCCUUCCCUUAUUCCACAGUUAUCUUUUUCAUAAUUGUGAUGUUCAGAUUUCUAGUGAUUUUUUUUAAAAAAUUUAAUUUUAACAUCAGAACUGAAAUAAAAAAUUAUGGAGACAUGUUUUGAAUUGCAAACUAUUCCUCAGGAAUUCCAAUUAAAUUUAUUUUACUUGAAUAGGAAUGAUCAUAAAAGUGACUCUUUUUUUGUGACUAGAAAUUCUUAAGCCAGUGAUCACUACAGCUCAUCCUUAAUGUAUGGCUCAUUUGCUUUUGUCACGAAACCGUUUUGUGUUAGAACCACCAAAAUUACAGCUUUUAAGAGCUUCCUUUGACCACUGUCCUUUUCUUACCCUGCUUCUCUUAUCUUUGAUCAUAUAUUUCUCACAGUGUGAAAUAUGAUGAGAUUCACUUAGGAGCAGCAUGUGCGUUUUGAGAGGCAAUGUCAACAUGUCUCUGAAUUCCUGUCUUCUAAAUUGAAGGCCAGACCAUGCUGAUAACCUCAAGGAGCACUGACUGACAAUAGGGCUGAUAAUGUAAUCAGCUUAAAUUGAUUUAGUACAUUUUUAUGUGAUACUUUAGGAGAAAUUCUCUUUAGGACAAAGCAAAGAGUCUGAUUUAUUGAGGGAUAGAUUUUAUCUCUUAAGGUGGUCAUAUUAUUAUUAAUUUUGCCAAAAGAAGAAGAAUGUAUUGAAUAUUUAUACUAUAAAAUGCAAUAACAUUCUAGUUGCUUAUUACAUUUGAAUGCUUGUGUAACUGAAUGUUUACAUGUCAAAAGAACAAGCUGUAAGAAAAUGCCGUCACAGACCCUGUGGCUUUGUCAGCAGAAUACUGCUUGCUUGCAAUCUUUAUUAGGCAUUCUUAUCACAUAACCUCAGAGUAUCUUUACCAAAGGUUUUUUAAGUAAAUCUCUUUUUAAUAUAGACUUAUACUUUCAUAAUAAUGAAUGUGCACUCAUACAUAUGUAGAAAUAUUUAGAUUUAGGGGUUUUUUUUUCCUUUCACUAGGUAUAAUAAGGAGAGUAUCCUAUCACAUUUUAUUCUAGGAUUUCUUAAAUGUAUGAUUUAUAUUACUUUCUUGUCUUUCCUAUUAAUCAUUUCAUUUAAACAAUGCCAAGUCACUCUUUAAUAUUUUAGUUGCAUGAAAUUUUGCCUGCAACAGAGAAAAAGAUUGUAUUACUUAAAUGAUUAUAAUCAUACUGUCUGCUGAUGUAAUGUCAAAAUUGUUGUGAUUUAAAUACAUAAACAGUAGAAAAAAACAGAGUCUAUAAUAGAGAGUUUGUAAAAAUAUACUGGCUUAGAAAAGUUUCAAGAAUAUAAAUAUUUGGUAAUUCUGUAUAACAAGAGAAAUAUGGAAAAGGAAAAAAAUCCACUAUAUCAUGGGUUCUGCAAAACAUAUCAAAAUAAGAUUUCUUAAAUUUCUCGAUCUUCAGACCAUACUGACUCAACAUGGAGUCUCAGUGGCAAAGAAAAUUGCCUUUAAAGCUUAAAGUAAGGCCAGGUGUGCAGUGGCUCACACCUAUAAUCCCAGCACUUUGGGAGGCCAAGACAGAAGGAUCGCCUGAGGCCAGGAGUUCGACGCCAACCUGGGCAACAUAAUGAGACCCUGUCUCUACAAAAAAUAAAAUAAAAUAAAAAACAAAUUAGCCAGACGUGGUGGCAUGUGCUUAAAAAAAAAAAUUGACUCAAAAAUAAGUCAUGUGUCCCAGCAUAAGGCAUCAGGUCAUUAGAUGCUGGCAUCUCUGCAGCUCAAAGAUGUGGGUUCUUUUUCUUGUCAUUAACACAUUGUUAUUUUUGUGGGAGCAACUUCUCUGAUCAAAAUUACUUUAUUGGUUAUGUGCUCAUUGAGAAGGUGAACUUACCAACACUGUAAUCGUUCUCUAUGAAAGGUCCUGCAGAGAUCUUUCUGGUGAGGUUUCAAGGAUAUAAAACAAUAACUACAUUUAAACAAGUAUUUUAUAUUUGGGUACAGAGGAAGAAAGAGAGGGCGUUUUCCAUGGGGCUAUCGUAGAGAUUUAAAGGAACAUAGACAGGACUCUGAAAACACAACUUCCAGCCAUUUCUUUAAUUAGUAAAAAUCCUAUUAAUGUGAACCAGCCAGGAAUAACAGUGUUAUUUCUAUUUGAUAUGGUUUGGGUUUCUCUUGUCAAAUCUGUGUCGGCUGCCCCCUGAUCCUUCCAUUAUCAAGUUUUGAAGGGUGUUGGGGAAAUUAUGGCAGCUGCUAGGGAGAUCAGGGAAACACUGAUGUAACCUCAGAGCCUCUCACCAUUCUUCUUGGCUUGGAAAGGCUUUAUUUUUUCAUAUACAUUUCUAGAAAUAUUGCUAUUCUACCUUAGUAUUUCACAUUUGUAGUUUAAACAAGCGAUUGUCCAUCUGUUGCCUAGAGCUAUAGUACAUGUGUGUUAUGAAUGAAAUAUGACAGCAUGUUCCAUACCCCUGCUUUAGCCAUCUGUGGGAAACCAGCAAACUGAAAAAGAUACCUCUGCAAAAUGUGCCUGAAGUCCAUUUCUUGGGAUCGCUCAUUUGGUGCACUCUCAUGGGAGACAGAGAGCAACAUACACUUGUGCCUUAUUUUCAGACAAUCUAUGUACACUACUAUGAAUGUUCCACUGAAGUGUCAAUGAUGUAAAUGGUAACCACCAAAUCUCAAAAAUAUUACUUAUCAAA